Molecule: messenger RNA, 4020 nt
Organism: Prorocentrum cordatum
Lineage: Eukaryota; Dinophyceae; Prorocentrales; Prorocentraceae
Source: the annotation of a GenBank genome assembly
CACGGCUACCACCACUACCGGUGCAACGGCUGGUUCACGCGCUCGCGUCAACGGGGCGAACCUCUACACGGAUGCCGGCUUCGAGUCUCAACGCGGAGGCGCUGGGGUUAUGGAGUCUACCCACUUCGAUUGGUAUGCGGUUGCACAGUGGUUGUGUGCUUACAGAUCAGUAUUGGAAUUUGGGGAACUGGUUCGCGGCCAACUGCAGUGGUCGCGAUUCCGACGCCAGCUACGACAUGACGCGCCGUCGCCGAGAGGCUGCUGGAGACAGGCUCAGUGAUGGAGGUGACGGGUAUCCUUUUGGAGAGUCACUUCUUCCGGUUCCGUGCCGGAUUCCAGUCCACCUCGGGCCUUUAGAGGUCCACUCUCUUGUGGAUUGCGGCAGUGCUUUGGAUGCCGUCGACAAAGAUCUGUCUCGGUUGCAGAGCCAGAGCGGGAACCAUUCGUUCCGCGAGCGCCAGGUAAUCGACAAAGAGGAAAUCGGCGGUUUCACGACCGACAUGGCGAAGGUCACGGAGUGCGAGAGCGACCGGGCGGCGACAGUCAAGGGGCGCAAGACGGAGGACGGGAAGCCGGACAUGCUGGAUUUGCUCAUCACGUUCAACGAGUGUUCUGGCCCAGGUGACUUUCUCAUCUUCGGCACGCGGGCAUCGGAUUCCGACUUCGGCUGCGAGUUUCGCCGCUCUUGCGUGCACUUGCUCGGCCGGUUCGUGGACCGAGUCUUUCCGCCGCAGCGGCCUGGCCGACGCGAGGCCACUGCUUCUUUGCAUUCGCGCGUCCCCGGCGGGCGCGCCGGGCCUGGCGGGCGCGCCGGGCCGCCGAGCGCAUCCAGGCCGUUACCGCCAAUCGAGAUUUCGGACACCGGUUGGGCGGAUGUCGCUGCCACCCUUGGCGGGGCCGAGGCGGGGGCGCAGGGCAUGCGCGGGCCAUUGUGGUGCGAGGGAAUUGGCCAAGAGGGAGAGUUCGACGCGCCGGAGUAUGACCGGACCUCCGACGAGCAUCGUGAUCUUCUUUGCCAGAUUGUCCGGGACAAGAAGCUGGCCCCAGACAAGCUCUUGGAUGCGAUCUGCGAGCGCGCGAUCAGGCCUGCGUCUGAUUGCCCAUGGGCAGAAGGCGCUCCCACGCCCAAAAUCCGCGGGUACCAGGCCCACGUCGAGAUGAAGCCGGGAGCUAUGGGCACGGCCAGACAACCAUGCACGAUGUCCAAGUUUAACGAGGCCCGCAUUUCGCACCACAUCGAGGAGCAGAUCAUAGACGGCAAGCUCCGCGAGUGGACCCGUGAUGACCCUAUGCCGCCUAUGGUGACACCCCUUUUCAUGGUUGAACGGAAGGGUUCUCUACUUGGGCGCAUGGUUGGUGAUUACACGUGCUACAACAAGGCCGCGGAGGACGUCUUUUGGCCAGCUCCAGACGCGGAGUCGGUGCUCCUGCGCGCCAUGGGCAAGGGAUGCCACGCCGUGUUUGGACCGAAGCAGGCGCCGGCCAUCUACCAGCGCAUCCAAGAGAGCACAAUCGGAUCGGAGUACAAACCUACCGGCGAGAAGCUGGCAGACGUCUUCUUCGAUGACACGCACGUCUCCGAUUGGGUUUUGGAGGAGCACAUCUCGUCGCUACUUCAACUCUUCGCACGAGCACGAGAGAACGGCAUACAAUACAGACUGGAGAAGCGUCGAUUUGGAUUCGCCGAGACGUUGCUCAUAGGCGGUGCAGAUUUCACGGGCUACGCCGCGGACGCGGAGGCCCAGGCAUCCAGGGCGCGGUUAAUCGAGACGCUGAUCGAGCAGGUCGUUUUGGCCACGCCGGACUGGGAAGCAGCAGCGCGGCCCUGCGAGAGCGGCAGACCAUUCGAGCUGCACUUGGACGCGAGCGACGUCGCGCGGGCCGCUGUUCUAUGUCAGCGUGACUCGCCCGGCGGCGCGCCGCGAGUCAUCGGGGUGGUCGCUCGUUCGUUCGAGGACGUGGCCACGAGGUGGUCAGCUUUCGAGCGGGAGUUCUUCGCGCGGAAGGAGGGCGUCGCCGCGACGCCGGUUCGGGACUUCAUCGAGAAGCUGUUCGCCCACCCGGGCGACCUGCCGCAGAAAAUCGAGCAGCGAAGACGGGGCAUGGGAUUGGAACCUUGGGCUGCUGCACCGCCAGACCGCGGAGCACAGCAGCGUGGCGACGCCCAGUUCGUCACGGGGCCAUUUGAUUGGUGUCCGGCUUCGCCCCCAGAGCCUGCGGAGCCGCCGCCAGCGCCUCGACGACCUCCUCGGUUCGCAGGCGCGGCGCCCGUCGUGGAGGAGGGGCCGCCGCAGGCGCCAGCUGGCCACCAAGCGCCCCCUCGACCUCCUGGCGGGCCCGCCGGGAUGGGCGAGGUGCAGCCCGCUGCCGCAGCGCCCCUCCGACCGCCUGGCGGGCUCGCCGGGGUGGGCGAAAUUCAGGCCGCCGCGUCGCCCCUCCGACCGCCUGGCGGGCGCGCCGGGAUGGGCGGAGCGCAGCCGGCCGCCGACGCGCCCCCUCGACUGCCUGGCGGGCACGCCGGGCCAGACGAGGUGCAACAGCUUGCCGCGGAAGCGCCUGAUCGCCCUGGCGGUCGCGCCGUGCCGGCGCCGUCUACGCCGAGCUCGCCGACUACAACGGAGACGCUGCUUUCCGACAUCCCCGCGUACAUGGGGGGGCACAUGGGCCGCGCGGUUGCGCAGCUCAGGCGGCGCGACCGGGACCUCGUGGACAUCGGCGGGACGUUCGGCAGGCCUUUCUGGGAGGUGGGCUCCGGCGACGAGAUCCUGACGCGGCGCGUCCGCGAGAAGGGCCUCACCGUGAUGGGCCCCGUGGACAAGAAGGCCGGCUGGGAUUGGACGCGCCGCUCUGACACGCAGCGUUUGCUCAGCAUGAUCAGGGAAGAGAGGGCGUGCGCACGGAUUCACACGACGCCUGGUUUCUUCUUCGUGGACCUCGACGGGCGCAGGCACGGCAUGGUGGCCACAGGCGCGGACGCGUUGCUCCGGAAGUCUUGGAGAUGGUUGACCAGUGCGCCUUGGCCAUGGCCUCUGGCCAUGCGGUGCGCGGGAGGCCGCGAGCAGGCGAAGGUGGAGGGGCGUCUGACCACGGCUACGGCCGCGCACCCACGGCAAUUUGGCGUUGCUUACGCCGCGUGCCUCGCUAAGGCCCCGGAGUUCUCGGCCACCCUCCGCACCGCGCUCGCGCCCUGCCGCCGCCAGAAGCAGGGCGCCCAGGCGAUGCGGCGCAGCGCGCUCGACGGCACGCAUCCGGAUUGGCCCUUGGGCGCGACCGCUGGCGAGCUCGACGUUUCCAGACGGAUGGCGCCCAUGCGCGGGGCAGACCGCUACCUGGGCGCCGACGCGGGCGAGAUCUACGCGCGCCAGCGCGAACACCUCGCUGCCCAGAAGAUUCCGGCGACGAAGAUCUCGGGGAAAGGCAGAGCAGCCGGAUUGGCUUUCACCGCUUAUGCGGCUACACGCGAAGGUGGCGGUGGAUUCGGCAGGUUCGGCGCUGGGGUCGUGAAGCCUACGGGGCACCGCGGGGGCGCGCGGAACGAGUUCGAGGUCCCGGACGUCGACUGCGUGAGCUCUCUCGCGACGUGGCGCCCCGAUUUCGUGACAUGUGUCCCCGGGGACGUCUAUUGUUGGAACGCCAUUGUGGUGCGCGAAGAGCCUGGGCGGAUCGGGUCGAAUCGCGAUGGGAUCUUGUACGAUUUGCGCGACCAGGUGGAGAAGUACGCCAAGACCCUCGCCGGGUCCGCCGACACGCGCGACGGUUUGCGGUCUGGCCGCCUUUUCGGUUACCGGGCCGGAGUCUUUCUGGAGCCAUCGGAGACCACGGAGAAAUGGUUGAACUUGGCUAUACGAUAUUUUUGGUCAGGAGACAAUUGGGCGGACCAGAAGCCAAUCGCGGCCGUCACCGUGUACAGGGGCAUCAAGCAGCUCGACGUUUCCGACUGCAAGUACACCGGUCUCUUGAUGUGGGAGUUGGAAUCCGGCAUCGCUGGCGAGUAUCAUGUGGGCGACGCUUGGCUGCAAG